ACAUCCAACACUGCGAACGAUACCAUCAUUUCCUUCUCAUCAGACUCGACUUAUGCACUGCGUGACACUACUGAGCUACUCGCAGGUGGCCCCCAUAAUGACCCCAGCUCGACGUUCAAUUGUCUGGAGGAAGAUGGAUGGAUGGUGGGACCUAAUUGCUGGCUCUUAUUCUGGGUACCACCAGCUUCUCGUAAACCAUUUUAUAGGCCUCGGACUGCAUUUGUGAUACCCAGAGGCGUUGAGCUUGACUUGAGUUGCAUGGCACAUGGCUCACACUGGCAGGACUGCUAC
Molecule: messenger RNA, 291 nt
Organism: Suillus discolor
Lineage: Eukaryota; Fungi; Basidiomycota; Agaricomycetes; Boletales; Suillaceae
Exons: 1
Source: RefSeq, a predicted model, not a curated record